Molecule: messenger RNA, 17337 nt
Organism: Cyprinodon variegatus (sheepshead minnow)
Lineage: Eukaryota; Metazoa; Chordata; Actinopteri; Cyprinodontiformes; Cyprinodontidae
Gene: csmd1
Product: CUB and Sushi multiple domains 1
Exons: 74
Coding region: 322-11097 (3591 amino acids)
Source: RefSeq, a predicted model, not a curated record
CCUCUCCUUCACUGAUUCUCUCCUUCUCUCUCCUCAGUCUCUGCUAUGACAGCUUACACCAGCGGCGUGCUGCCCGAUCUAAGACCGUCAACCAGUCACCGGUUGCUGUCCUGUCCAAACGUUGACAUGGACAUGUAUGUGAGGGAUAUCCGUGAUUGAUCUUUCUUUUAUUAUUAUUUAUUUUUCUUAUAACGAGAGAGGAGGUAAGGGGGCUGCCUUCCCUUUUUACCCCCCCACCCUCCGCUUCUUUCGGCCAAGCAGAGCGGCAAGGUGGGGAGAGGACUUUGAAAAACAACCAGCUUGGAUUUAUUUAGCAGCAAAAUGACGGAUUUGGGAGCGUCGGGGAUGCUGCCGCUGCUGAGGAGAAGGGGGACGAUCGGGAAAAAAUCGGGAGGACUCAGACACGACCUCCCGCUUCUCUUCCUGUUGGGGCUCUUCGUUGGGGUUUUCUCCCCGUCCAAUGCUGAGACCUGUGGUGGUGUAGUCCAAGGCCUAAAUGGAACUAUAGAGUCCCCAGGUUUCCCCCAUGGCUAUCCCAACUAUGCCAACUGCACAUGGCUGAUAAUCACAGGGGAGAGGAACCGAAUCCAGCUAACCUUCAUUACGCUGGCACUAGAGGAAGACUUUGAUAUUGUAUCAGUGUACGAUGGACAGCCGUCGCCUGGCAACUUGAAAAUGAGGUUGUCAGGAUUCAUGCUGCCCUCGCCCAUUGUCAGCAGUGGCUCCAUACUAGCCCUGUGGUUUACAACAGACUUUGCAGUGAGUGCACAGGGCUUCAAAGCUAUAUAUGAAGUCCUUCCCAGCCAUACAUGUGGCACACCCGGUCUUAUUCCGAAUGGAAUUAUUCAUGGCUCAAGGUACAACAUGGGGGACAAGAUCCGAUACAGCUGUGAGUCAGGUUUCGUGCUCGAAGGUCACAGUAUCCUCACAUGCAUCGUAUCACCUGGUAGUGGAGCACAGUGGGACUUCCCUUCACCGUUUUGUCGAGCGGAAGGAGCAUGUGGCGGUACGUUACGAGGCACAGCAGGUUAUAUUACCAGCCCCGGAUACCCAUCAGAGUAUGACAACAACCUGGAUUGCACAUGGUCAAUCCUGGCCGAACCUGGGGACACUAUCGCUCUUGUUUUCACUGACUUCCUUUUAGAAGACAAAUAUGACUUUCUGGAAAUCAGUGGGACAGAAGCACCGACCAUAUGGCUCACAGGUACAACCUCACCAUCACCAGUGAUAUCAAAUAAGAAUUGGCUUCGGAUACACUUCACUUCAGACAGCAACCAUAGAAGAAAAGGGUUCAGUGCUCAGUAUCAAGUGAAAAAAGCCAUAGAGUUGAAGUCCAGAGGCGUAAAGAUGAUGCCCAGUAAAGACUCCAGUCACAAAAACGCAGUGUUAAGCCAGAGUGGUCUUGCUGGUGAUGUUUGUCCAGAUCCCGGAGUCCCUGAAAAUGGCAAGAGGAUAGGUUCAGUCUUCCAGGUUGGCUCAAGUGUCCAGUUCAGUUGUGAUGACAGCUAUGUACUUCAUGGAUCUAAAAGCAUCACCUGUCAACGAGUCACUGACACACUGGCUGCUUGGAGCGACCAUAGACCCAUCUGCAGAACUCGUACCUGUGGCAGUAAUCUGAGAGGGCCCAAAGGGGUGAUAACAUCACCUAACUACCCUGUUCAGUAUGAGAACAAUGCACACUGUGUGUGGGUGAUCACUGCUAUGGACUCUGAAAAGGUUAUAAAGCUAUCAUUUGAAGAGUUUGACCUGGAGAGAGGCUACGACACCCUGACUGUGGGAGACGGUGGAAAGAUAGGUGACACUCGGAGGGUACUAUAUGUACUCACUGGUACCAGCGUCCCUGAUCUCAUCGUGAGCUUGUCGAAUCAGAUGUGGCUACACCUGCAGUCAGAUGACACGAUUGGUUCUGCUGGGUUCAAAGCAAUCUAUGAAGAAAUUGACAGGGGAGGUUGUGGCGAUCCCGGGGUGCCUGCGUUUGGUCAUCGUAGCGGCGAUCGCUUUCAGCACAGUGAUAUACUGACCUUCUUUUGCCAGUCAGCUUUUGAGCUUGUUGGGGAAAAGACCAUUACAUGCCAGCACAAUAACCAGUGGUCUGGAAACAAGCCCAGUUGUGUGUUUUCUUGUUUCUUUAAUUUCACUGCUCCUUCAGGGACUGUGUUGUCCCCAAACUACCCGGAGGAGUAUGGCAACAAUCUAAACUGUGUGUGGUUGAUUAUCUCUGAGCCAGGAAGUCGAAUACAUCUCUUCUUCUCUGACUUUGACCUGGAGCCGCAGUUCGAUUGGCUGGUGGUCAAAGAUGAAGGUCUGUCUGAGGCAACAACAUUUGGGACCUUCUCAGGAAAAGACGUUCCAUCACAGAUUGCAUCAAAUGGACAUAUAAUGAGACUGGAAUUCCAGUCUGACCAUUCCAAUACUGGGAAAGGCUUCAAUAUCAGUUAUACAACAUUUGGGCAGAAUGAGUGUCAUGACCCAGGUGUUCCAGUCAAUGGACAAAGGUAUGGUGACCAGUUUCAGCUCGGCAGCUCAGUGGCUUUUCGCUGUGAUCAGGGAUUCAUCAGAACACAGGGGUCGGAUCAGGUGACUUGUAUCAUUCAGGAUGGAAAUGUUGUUUGGUCUGCAGCUGUUCCCCGAUGUGAAGCUCCUUGUGGAGGCCAUCUUACCGCCCCUACUGGUGUCAUUCUGUCUCCUGGUUGGCCAUCGUUUUAUAAAGAUUCUCUUAACUGUCAGUGGGUCAUUGAGGCACAGAAAGACCAUGCUGUAAAAAUACACUUUGACAAGUUCCAGACAGAGGUUAACUAUGACACACUGGAGAUUAGAGAUGGCCCAUCUGCCUCGUCUCCUCUGAUUGGCGAAUACCACGGCACCCAAGCACCUCAUUUCCUGAUUUCCACAUCCAACUUCCUGUUCCUGUUAUUCACUACCGACAACAGCCGCUCCUCAGCGGGUUUCAGCAUCAGAUAUGAAAGUGUGAAGAUGGAGUCAGACUCCUGCCUCGACCCCGGUAUCCCAGUCAACGGUCGUCGCCAUGGCAGUAGCUUUUCCAUCGGCUCGCAUGUCUCAUUUACAUGCAACGCCGGAUACACACUCAGUGAUCAGGAGCCAAUCGUUUGUGACCAGAAUCACCAGUGGAGUCAUGCUCUUCCCAGCUGUGAUGCUCUUUGUGGAGGAUAUGUUUUUGGUAAAACUGGGACAAUUCUCUCUCCUGGCUUUCCUGAUUUCUAUCCUAACUCGUUAAACUGCACCUGGACUAUAGAGGUGUCUCAUGGGAAAGGAGUCCAUCUGGUUUUCCAUACUUUCCAUCUAGAGGAGAAUCAUGACUAUCUGUCCAUCAUUGAAGAUGGCAACUUCCACGCUCCUGUAGCUCGACUCACUGGCUCAGUGCUUCCACCUAGUGUUAAAGCUGGACUCUACGGAAACUUCAGCGUGCAGAUGCGAUUUAUAUCAGAUUUUUCUAUGAGUUACGAAGGAUUCAACAUAACUUUUUCAGAGUACGACUUGGAGCCCUGUGAGGAUCCUGGUGUGCCGGCAUUCAGCAGGAGGAUGGGAUUUCGAUUUGGAGUUGGCGAUUCGCUUGCAUUCUCUUGUUUCCACGGCUACAGGCUUGAGGGAGACACUAAGAUCACUUGUCUUGGAGGUGGCAGGAGAGUGUGGAGCAACAUACUGCCAAGGUGUAUAGCUGAGUGUGGAGCUUCUACGCUUGGACCAGAUGGUGUUCUACUCUCUCCAAAUUUCCCCUCCAGUUAUGAUAACAACCAUGAGUGCAUUUACCGCAUCACUACUGAAAAGGGCAAAGGAAUCAGGCUGAAAGCUGAGAGCUUCUCUUUGCAAGAUGGAGACUACCUAAAGGUUUAUGAUGGAGAGAACACUUCAUCCCGUCUUCUUGGCAACUUUACACUUGAAGGAAUGAUGGGUCGUAUCAUCAACAGUACAUCCAAUCACCUAUGGCUGGAGUUCAAUAGCAAUGCCUCUGGAACCGAUCAGGGCUUCCGCCUCACUUACACAAGUUUCGACCUAAUUCGCUGUGAGGAACCAGGAGUUCCCAGUUAUGGAUAUAAGAUCCAGGACGACGGUCAUUAUGCCAACACAUUUGUCCUUUACUCCUGCAACCCUGGGUAUACCCUCCAUGGCAGCAGUACCCUAACCUGUCUAAGUGGUGAUAGGCGGGUUUGGGACAAACCGCUUCCUUCCUGCAUUGCGGAGUGUGGAGGUCACAUAAGUGGGGCCGUGUCUGGACGGAUUCUCUCCCCUGGAUACCCUGCUCCAUAUGACAAUAACCUCCACUGUACCUGGACAAUAGAGGCUGACACAGGCAAGACUAUCAGCCUUCACUUCAUUGUCUUUGACACUGAGGUUGGCCAUGACAUUCUGAGAGUCUGGGACGGCCCAUCGGGGCCUUCAGAUGGUGGGAUUCUGUUGAAAGAAUGGUCUGGCCCUGCAUUACCUGAAGACAUCCACUCGACUUUCAACAUCCUCACUCUGCAGUUUGAUGCUGAUUAUUUUAUCAGCAAGCAAGGAUUUUCUAUACAGUUCUCUACCACAACAGCAACAUCCUGCAAUGACCCUGGUAUCCCUGUAAAUGGAUCUCGAUAUGGAGACAGUAAGGAGCCUGGUGACAGCAUGACAUUCCAGUGUGACCCAGGCUAUCAGCUACAAGGGAAAGACACCAUCACAUGUGUCCGGAUGGAUAACAGGUUCUACUGGCAACCAGAUCCACCAACCUGUAUGGCAACCUGUGGGGGUAAUGUCAGCGGUCCCUCAGGUGUGAUUCUUUCUCCGAACUACCCACAACCGUACCCCCCUGGAAAAGAGUGCGAUUGGAGAAUCACAGUCAAUCCUGACUUUGUCAUUGCCCUUAUCUUCAAAAGUUUCAACAUGGAGCCAAGUUAUGACUUCCUGCACAUCUAUGAGGGUGAAGACUCCAAUGGGCCGUUACUUUCAAGUCUUCAAGGCACCCAAGCCCCUGAACGCAUAGAAAGCAGUGGAAACAGCCUGUUUCUGGCAUUUCGGUCUGAUGCAUCUCUAGGAAUGUCCGGAUUUGCCAUUGAAUACAGAGAGAAACCCAGAGAGGCCUGUUUUGACCCCGGUAACAUCAUGAACGGCAGUCGGACAGGCUAUGACUACAAACUAGGAUCUCAGGUCUCCUACAGCUGUCACCAUGGCUACACGAUAGUCGGUAGUGAAACCGUUAUGUGUGUCAUGGGAAAGGAUGGGAAACCAGUAUGGGACAAAGCCCUACCAUCAUGUAAAGCUCCAUGUGGAGGACACUAUGGUGGUUCAGAGGGUGUUGUUUUGUCCCCAAAUUAUCCUUUAAACUACACUGCAAGGCAGAUGUGUUCCUAUUACAUUACUGUUUCCCCACAGUUUGUGGUCUUCGGUCAGUUUGCUGUUUUCCAGACGGCAACAAAUGACUCAGUGGAGCUGUUUGAUGGAGCAAAUGAUAAUAGCCGACUGCUUAGCUCUCUAACUGGAUCCCACUCAGGAGAGACUUUGCCAUUGGCAACAUCUAAUCAAAUCAUGCUCCGAUUCAAUGCUAAGAGUGGCCAAUCAGCUAAAGGCUUUCACUUCGUCUACCAAGCUGUUCCUCGCACAAGUGAUAGUCAAUGCAGCUCAGUGCCAGAGCCUCGGUAUGGCAGGCGAAUUGGCUCAGAGUUCUCUGCAGGCUCUGUUGUCCGUUUCGAGUGCAGCCCUGGCUACCUGUUGAAAGGAUCUAGUGCAAUUCGAUGCCAGGCUGUACCGGGUGCCUUAGCACAGUGGAAUGCAUCAACACCCACUUGCAUAGUUCCCUGCAGUGGCAAUUUGACUGAACGUCGAGGUACCAUAUUGUCUCCUGGCUAUCCUGAACCUUACCCCAAUAGCCUAAACUGUCUGUGGAGGAUCCAUGUCAGUGAAGGAGCAGGAAUACAGAUCCAGGUUAUGACCUUUGCAACUGAGCAUAACUGGGACUCUCUGGAAAUAUAUGAUGGAGGGGACAUGACAGCUCCAAAACUGGGAUCCUUCUCAGGAACAACGGCUCCUGCUCUCCUCAACUCAACAUCCAAUCAGCUACUCUUGCACUUUCAAAGUGACAUCAGUGUGGUGGCAGCAGGCUUUCACCUGGAAUACAAGACUGUUGGGCUCACCACUUGCCCAGAACCAAUGAUCCCAGCAAACGGCAUAAAAACAGGAGAGAGAUAUAUGGUGAAUGAAGUGGUAGCAUUCACCUGUGAGCCUGGUUACACACUACAGGGCCAUUCACACAUUUCCUGCAUGCCUGGGACUGUCCGUCGUUGGAACUACCCACCACCUCUCUGUAUAGCACGCUGCGGUGGGGUCCUUUCUGAGAUGAGUAGUGUGAUCCUGAGUCCAGGCUUUCCUGGCAACUACCCUGGAAACCUGGACUGCACUUGGCUAAUUACCCUGCCAGCUGGAUAUGGAGCCCAUAUCCAAUUUCAAAACUUCUCCUCAGAGGACAAUCAUGACUUUCUUGAAGUCCGUGCUGGACCACAACACAGCUCUGCUCUCAUUGGUCAGUUUACGGGCUCACAGAUUCCACCACCACUGAUGAGCACUACGCACCUGACAAUCAUCCACUUCUACAGUGACCACUCACAGAACAGACCAGGAUUCAGACUAACCUACCAGGCUUAUCAGCUUCAGAACUGCCAGGAUCCUUCUCCAUUUCCGAAUGGGGACAUUAUCAAGAGUGACUACAGUGCUGGACAGUCAAUUACUUUUCAGUGCUACUCUGGUUAUGUCUUGAUUGGACACAAGGUGCUAACAUGCCUCCAUGGGACAAAUCGAAAAUGGAAUCAUCCAUUUCCUCGAUGUGAGGCUCCUUGUGGAUAUAAUGUGACAGCUGAGAAUGGGACCAUCUAUUCACCUCAGUACCCCAAUGAAUACCCUAACUCCCAAGACUGCAACUGGCUCAUCAGCGUUCCCCAUGGCCACGGGGUUUACAUCAACUUUACUUUACUGCAGACUGAGCCCGUCACAGAUUAUAUUGCUGUCUGGGAUGGCCCUGAUACUUCAAGCCCUCAGCUGGGAGUCUUCAGUGGCAACACAGCUCUUGAGUCAGCCUAUAGUUCUAGCUCAAAGGUCCUGAUCCGUUUUCACUCUGAUUUCUCCACUGGAGGAUUCUUCAUCCUUAACUUUCAUGCCUACCGACUGAAGAAAUGCCCACCUCCUCCCAUUGUGGAGAACGCAGACAUUAUCUAUGAGGAUGAAGACUUUCACAUAGGGGAUAUUGUGAAGUAUCACUGCUUACCUGGAUACACAUUGGUUGGAAAAGCAGAGCUAAUGUGUAAACUUAAUUCUCACUUGCUUUUUGAGGCCCCGCCCCCAAAAUGUCAAGCUCAGUGCCCAGCAAAUGAGGAGCGGUUGUCAUCAUCAGGAGUCAUAUUGAGCCCUGGGUUUCCUGGCAACUAUCCCAACAGCCAGACUUGCUCUUGGCUCCUUCGGAUGCUUCCAGGUUACACCAUAAACAUCUAUGUAGAGAUGUUCCACAGUGAGAAGCAAUUUGAUGAACUGGAAAUUUUUGAUGGAUCCUCAGGACAAAGUCCUUUGCUUGUUGCACUGAGUGGUAACCACUCCUCUCAACUGAACUUCACAUCUAAAACAAACCAGCUCUAUCUACGAUGGUCUACUGACCAUGCCACCAACAAGAAGGGGUUCAAGAUACGAUACUCAGCAACCUAUUGCAGCAUUGAUGACCUUCCUAUAAACGGUGGUGUGGUCAACCGAUCCCGGCUCCAUCCAGGUAGCAGACUUCAGUUCUUUUGUAAUCGCGGUUACCGCCUGGUAGGUUUAAGCAACACUACCUGCAGGCUCGAUUCCAGCGGACUUUACCAGUGGGACACCACUACACCUGUCUGUCAAGCAAUCUCAUGUGGAAUUCCUCCGACUCCUGGCAACGGCACUUUCCACGCAUACCAUUAUAAUGUUGGUAGCCAAGUUACCUAUCAUUGUAAUUAUGGCUACCAUCUUGACCCUGGUGUUCCAAUGACAGCUGUGUGUUUGGAAGAUGGCACCUGGAGUAACACAGGCUCAAUUCCUUGGUGCUUGCCUGUGCACUGUCCCAACAUUGAAGAUGUCCUGUCAGAUCACAUGACAUAUCGCCCCCUCACUGGGAGGCUGGGAGAGUUUGGCUCCUCUGUGAUGCUGGAGUGCUCAGCAGGGUUUUAUUUGGGUGUCGGUCAUCGAACUCUGCGCUGUCUCGCCAACGGAACCUGGGAGGGAUCAGAUGACCCAGCUACUUGCAAGAUCAUCUCUUGUGGAGAACUUCCUACACCACCCUUUGGUACCAAAUUGGGGACGCUGACUACAUUUGGAGCAACUGCCAUCUUUAUGUGCAACCAUGGAUACACGCUGGUGGGAUCACAUGUGAGGGAAUGUGGUGCCGAUGGGCUAUGGAGCGGUGCAGAAACAAGAUGUUUAGCUGGUCACUGUGACUCUCCAGAUCCUAUAGUCAAUGGUCACAUUAGCGGAGAUGGAUCAAGUUACCGUGACACUGUUGUGUACCAGUGCAUGUUAGGAUAUAGACUAAUCGGCACAUCUGUCAGAAUCUGCCAGCAAGACCAUCGGUGGUCCGGAACAACACCUGUCUGUGUCGCUAUCACUUGUGGACAUCCAGGAAACCCUACCAAUGGACAAACCAAUGGCAGCGAGUUCAACCUCAAUGACGUCGUCAACUUCACCUGCAAUAAAGGUUACAUCCUCAGUGGGAAUGCUCGCGCUCAGUGCCGAAUCAACGGACAGUGGAGCAACCCCUUACCUGCCUGCAAAGUGGUGAACUGUUCGGACCCUGGACAUGUGGAGAAUGGUGUUCACCAAUCCGGUCUGCGUUACCCAGAAAUCUUCAGCUAUGGUGUAACUGUGGUCAUUCACUGCAAGAGAGGCUUUUACCUACUUGGCUCUGCUGUCCUCACAUGUCAGCACAAUGGGCUGUGGGACCGCCCAACACCUCGCUGCUUAGCUAUUUCCUGUGGUGAUCCGGGCGUACCACCUAAUGCAGUAGUCUCUGGGACCCACAGUUGGACGUAUGGCUCUGUGCUGCAGUACUCCUGUCUGCCUGGUGGGGUUCUAGUCGGCAAUUCUACACGUUAUUGCAAGGAGGAUGGCACUUGGAGCGGAGCACCACCCUACUGCACAGGGGCUAGUCCUGGAAUAUGUGGCGACCCUGGGAUCCCUCCACAUGGCACCCGAUUGGGAGGAGAUGAAUUUAAGACCAAGAGCCUCCUGCGUUUUAGCUGCGAGGCUGGGUAUAAUCUGAUUGGCUCAGCUGAGAGGACUUGUCUUCAUAAUGGCAGCUGGAGUGGUACACAGCCUGUGUGUCAAGCUGUAUCCUGUGGUAACCCUGGCACCCCUGCCUAUGGAAGAAUUGUGUUCAGUGACGGCAUCACCUUUGGCAGCUCAGUGGCUUACGCAUGUUGGGAAGGGUUCAAAACGUCGGGCCUGACCACAAGACACUGCACAACAAAUGGGACGUGGACGGGUCAGCCCCCAGAUUGCACUGUGAUCAGUUGCGGAGACCCUGGACCUAUAGCUAAUGGCAUCUAUUUAGGAAGAGAAUUUACCUUCAACCGCACAGUGGCCUACCGCUGUAACCCCGGCCACGUAAUGGAACCAGCUGGACGCAGUGUUUUGAGCUGCACUAAAGAUGGAACCUGGAACCAAACCAAACCCAGCUGCAAAGUGAUCCAUUGUGGACCUCCCCCACAUGUGCUCAGUGGAAAAGUUGAAGGGACAGAUUAUUCCUGGGGAUCCAGUGUCAGCUACAGUUGCUUUCACGGUUAUCAGAUGUCCAUCCCUGCUGUGUUAACCUGUGAGGGAAACGGGACUUGGACAGGAGAGGUUCCAGAGUGUUUGCCUGUCUUAUGUGGGGAUCCUGGUUCACCUGGAGGAGGAUCCAGAGAGGGAAACAUCUUCUCAUAUGGAUCUGAGGUCCGGUUUUACUGCUAUGCUCCCUAUGUACUGGUGGGCUCUACCACCAGACUCUGUCAAGCAGAUGGUGUUUGGAGUGGCCAGCAACCAACCUGCAUUGAUCCAACCUUUAACAGUUGCCGUGAUCCAGGAACUCCUGCCUAUGGUAUUCCAAUCAUGGCCCAGGGCUUUCAGGUGGGCAGUAAAAUUUCUUUCAAAUGCCGCAAAAACUACCAUAUCCUUGGCUCAACAACGAGAACAUGCCUGGAAAAUCUGACUUGGAGUGGAACUCAACCUGAAUGCAUGGCUCAUUCAUGUCGACAGCCAGAAACUCCCAGUAACGUCGAUGUUCGAGCUAUGGACCUGCCAACUUUAGGUUAUACACUGAUAUACACCUGUCAAGAAGGUUUUUAUCUGUCUGGAGGAUCAGAGCACAGAACCUGCAAAAGUGAUGGGAGAUGGACGGGGAAACCACCGCUCUGUAAAGUUGGAGUGAAAGUAAAUCCCAAAGGAAGAGGGGAGUCAGAUGUACAGAAGAAUAAGAUCCGUGUUCCAGCUGAUGUCUUCUCCCCAAACUCUGAGUGGACCGGUUUCUACGAGUAUUUAGGGAAAAGGCAGACCACCACAUUCGCAGUUACUGGGUUUAAUACAACUAGUGGCCGAGUGAACGUCACAUUACUGGAGACCAGUGGAGUUUCAAUCCGACUAUCGGGUACCUAUAAGUCAGAGGAAAACCAGCUGCUGUUGAAGGUAUACCAGGUGAAGGGGCCAACAGAGUAUUACUACAGCAAGUUUAAAAACGACAACUGGGCAAUGGAUGGAUAUGUCACUGCAGAGUCUGACCAGAAGACCUUCAUCUACCAGGGACAUAUUCACAGUAAAGAUUUUGGCAAGUUCUCUCUGACGAGGCAAGGUCCAGUUACAACAGCGAUGAAUCCAUCAAACCAUUACACAAACAGUAGUUCUGUGGCAGCAGCCAUUUUAGUUCCCUUCUUUGCCCUCAUCCUCUCUGGGUUUGCCUUCUACCUCUACAAGCACAGGACCCGUCCAAAGGUCCAAUUCAAUGGCUACGUCGGCCAUGAGAGCUCCAAUGGUCAAGCUUCAUUUGAAAAUCCCAUGUAUGAUACCAACAUGAAGCCAACGGAGGCUAAGGCAGUUCGAUUUGAUACCACCCUGAACACAGUCUGCACUGUGGUGUAGUCCAACAAACCUGUCACCUCCUGUAAAGUGAUCCAUGGCACCACCAUGUGGCAACCUGCUGAGUGGCAUUACCCCCACCCAAAAAAAAGAACAAACCUAAUAUCUGGACUUGUCACCAUGAGCAGCCUUUGUGUAAUGUGCGGGUGCAGUGCCAGCAUAAUCUUUACAGUAAUGCGGCUCUACUCCACUUCCCUACAGUAUGAGGGCAUUACUCAGCUCUGGUCUGAGGAAGAAAGAGAAAAGAUUGCUGACACCAACAAAAAAGGCAGUUAAACAUUACCUCAUCAAAUAAUAUAAAGGCUGAUGUCAGUAGAUUACCGCUUCAACUACAACUGUUUUAACACACUGUUGCAUUUCAAGCAUGUAUAGAGGAUAUGAUAGUUGAACAGCCACUCAGAGUAUGUUUAUUAACUUUCAACUUUUCUGAGGUUGAACUACCUUAUGGAAAAGCCUCUGCAGUGAGGAUCUUCUGGGUCUUUAAUACUGACUCCACAUGAGCAAAAGUUAAUUCCAAUAGAAGCCCAGUCUGCCAUGCCAAAUUUGCACAGUGGCAAAUGCUUAAGUAGUCCCCUGCUGCAGGCCAGAUAUGGGUUUGACCAAUGCAUGGGUUUACCUCCAGGGGAAGCAUAUAGACAAAGUCCACCUCUCAUACCCGUCCAGGCAUUAGAUGAAUCCCAUUUGUAACCUUAAAUAACAACUGGUGCUGGACCAAAUUCAUCUGACACCAUUCUGUAUUUGAAAGAAGUGAUUUACCAGACAUAAUGAAGCCUUUACAGCCUUUGUUGUGUUAGAACCUUGUGUGGGUUCCACAGAUUUGCAUAACUCUUUAAACCAAAUGCAGUGAUAUGAUCAACCAGACCACUUCAUUUAAAGGAAAUUUAAUUUUAACCUGGUCGACAUUUUGGGAAUAAAGCAGGAUAAGGUGGGAGUUUCACAUACUUUUGAGAAUGUUUUAGCCUAUUUAGAAAGUGAACGACAAGCAGGACAAUCACAGAGCUAGGUACAUUUAGUCGACAGAUAUUAAAACGGUUUCUUUAGUUAUUGCCAUUGUCAUUACUUUAACACUUUUAUGCCUUUAAUUAAAACACUGUAGUACACUGCAUCUGAAUAGGUUAAAACAUAGCAAAUCAGGCCUUUCUAAACAAUGUUUUCCAAAGUUUUUAAACAAAAACGAAGAAUUACGCCAAGUCAUAUCCUUUUUCUACAAAUUCAAAUGUCAUAAGAAGGUGAUAAUUAAAAAUAUGAGCCCUACACAGAAGGUGUAACAAUAGGCAGGCAGUAUUAAAUCAUAUAAACAGUAGAUUGUGUUGCCCACUGUUUGCAGACAAUGGACCGGUUUCCAGAAGCUUGUAAAACAACUAUCAAGCAUUUUUUUUUUGUCUUGGACUCACCACAGUUCUGUGUUUGGUGGUUUAACAAGUGGAAACCUGGAGGCAAUAAGCUGUCAGGAUUGUCAACUGCUGCAAUCAACUGUGCCCAAAUCCAGGAAAUGAUUUGUUCUCCUGUAACCUUGGUCCAGACCAUCAGCCAUGAGAUGACUGAUUCCUUUUCUUCACUACACUUUCCAGCCACAAAAUACAAAAUAAGAUAAACCGAUUUGCAGACAGACUGGCUGACUGACAGCAACAGGACAAAUGGACACAGACAAAAUCGUGCAGUUAGUCACUGCUGUCAGUCAAGCUUACUAAAGGAGACGUGGACGUGUUAGAGUGGAAAUUGAGACAUCAAGAAUUUUCUAAUUGUCUCUUCUGGCAUUUUUCUUCAGUGAAGAUACUGAUGAACAAACUCAUAUGUUCAAAAAAACCAACGGCUCAUUGGGACUUCCCAAAUCACAGCUGCUGGAGACUCUUGAAUAUAAAGUUUAUAUGAAUCGCACAAAUUUUGCACUAGUGUUAUUUUCUGUUGAUUUUUUUUUUUUUUUCCUGUUUCUUUAAUGUUUUUUUUUUUUCAAGUUAAGGGAAUGAAAAGAUUUUUUGGGACAAAACUAAGUUUGAUAAAGGAGUCAUUCAAAAGAGAAUUUUAAUUCAGAAGCGUCUAACUUUAAAAUAUACAAUAUGACUAAAUACAGGGUUACAGUAUUUUGUAAAUACACAUUUUAAAUCUCUUGCUCCCUAUUAGCAGUUGUUUUUUUUUGUUGCCCUACAUGCUAGCCAACCAGAGUGGUGGGAACAAUUUCUGAUGCUAAAACAUGAGAGGAAAUGUCCAUUUUUUGUUUUUUCUGAAAGCUUUUACUUGCUACUAUGUAAUUUGUCAAAGAAACAACCAGAGAACAUCACUUUCAUUAAAAGAUAAUUUUAUUAACUUGCAGUUUCUAUUCGGGAAAAAGUAAUUUGCACAGAAUAAAUUAACAUUUUUUUUAAUUAGUGGUUGUGAGAAUUAGCUUUCAGAAAGGACCCUUUCUCUAACCAUCUUUAAAAGGCACCAGUCCCAUUUCACCACUGUUGUUGCACAUCCUUUCGACACAUUACAUGAUGCACAUUGUCUCUUUUCAGCAGCCUUUUUAAGAGCACAGAGUUUGUGAUUAGUUUGUGAAAAGGUCUGCAAUCUAAUUAGUGCAUAAGAAAGACAACAUGCACAUUUAGGGUUGUCAACAAUUUCCCCAUAUUUUUUUAAAGAAAUACCUCACAGACCACAUGUCACAUCUUUCUUUAUAAAUGCUGGAUCAUCACUGCAACAAAUAAACAAGCUUAAUAAGGGUAAAUUUAACUAUCACCACCCCUCAAUUUCCUGGAAUUUUAAGUCAAAAUGUUGCUCUGACAUCCCUGUUUUUAGGAACUAAGAAAAUUCCGUUUCAGACAACAAGCUUGUUAUUUCUCGCAGUGUUUACUUAAAAUACUUUUAUAUUUUUCAAAGAUGCUGCACUUGGUUAAGGAAGCAUAUUUAACUGCUUUCAAUGUAUAUCAUUUGUUGUUUCCAGGGUCUGCUUCAUGCUUCACAAACAACAUUCUGAGAUGAUUUUUACACAUCUAGCAUUUGGUUUAAGUCUCAUGUUUUAGUAUAUUUUAUGCUUUUUUAUUUUAAUAUCCAAAGCACAUUCACACAAAAAAACAUAAGGUUUCAUUCAUGUGUAUAUAGAGUAGGGAGAUACAAAGAGGAGAGCUUCCAAUAGAUAAUAUCCUCCUACUCACUUGUCCCCAAAGUGGUGGGGCCCGGUAUAAUUGCAAGGGGGACAUGGUAGAAAUAAAAUGAGUAAAGGAUCCAUUUUAAGAUGUCUUUAAAUAAAAUGAAUAUUAAUAGUGAUGUCAAAUUCUGUUAAGCAUUUCAACGGACAGUUUAAUUUAAAAUAAUUACACUUUAAAAGUGGUAGUUUUAUGAUUUCCAGGAACUAUUAGUAUAUUUUAUUGCAAUGUAUAAUUGCAAUUUUAGAUGCCCUUGGAAGAUGCAAAGUGGGGGACCUAUCAAGAAAAGUUUAUGUAACCUCUGCUCUAAUUGAACGUACAUAACUUUUGUUUAGAGUUUUAUUAAUAGUAACUGAUUUUUCUGAAGAACUCAAUUACUCAAAACAUCUGCAUGAGAAAAUUGUCAAAACUCUGUGGUUUUCAGGUUGUUAAGUAAAAAAUGGCUCUGUUCCAGACCUGAGUGCUGCAAAUGAGAUUGUGAUUUGGAUGGAAAGAUAGAAGUUAUUGACGUAUAUAAAACAACCAUUGUUAUACAAGGAGAGGCAAAAAAUAAGAACGGUACUUUUCUUUCUUUGGAAAGACGGAUGACACAUUCAGUAUCUUCAUGCAGGAAUAAACACAUCAUCUUUAAACAGUGGAACGUCUGCUCACAGUCAUAAGCCACAUCUCCUUUUUAUUUAAUUGCAAAAGAGCUUUCUGUGCUUCUCGUUAUAAUUGAUUUGAUUAAUUCAGCGCAGAUUUCCUAUGGAGUCAAGAGUGCAUAAUAGAGCCUGAAAAUUAGAGGCUGGUUUCCAAAACCGUAUUAAAAGGUCUAGUUUUAUAAUUAUAGACAGAGAUCCGAUCUCCCAGUGUGCCUGAAAGUGAAAAUUUAGGGUAUUUUGUUUAUUAAGGCAUGUCACAAUGUUACUGCACUGUAGAGGUUAGAUCUGACAUGCCACAAAAAUACAGCAUAAUCCAAAAUGUCAUUUUAGCAGACACUGAACUUCCCGCAAAACUGUCAAGUCAUUAUAAUAUUUCUAUAAGGGCACUUGAAAGCAUGCUGAGCUCAGUGUUUUGAAUGUCAGAAUAAGAUCUUUCAUGCUAUAACGCUCAAGUAUUUUCCUUGAUAACCAGGUCUGUAGUGACAGAUGUUGUGUGCCAUUUGACUUCAUUUUUUCAUCACAAAAGAUUUUCCUCACAGUUCUGAAACAUUCCUCUAAGGAUUCUGAGCUCAGUUAAUUUUAAAAGUAAGUAGACUAUAUGAGAAGAUAAAAACCUCACUAUUCACGUUAUGGUCUAUAAUUACAUUCAUUUUCUCAUAAACUGAAAGUUAUCAUUAUAAUAAAAAAUAUGUAUUUUUCACUUCUUAGCCUAAUCCAACAGAUAGGGAAGUGGAAAUGCAGGUCAGAAAAACAGGGACCCAUAUAGAUAUUUUAGAAAUAAUCUGUUUGAAGACAUAUAGGGCCUAUUAACUUGGAGGAGGAUUUCAUCUUUACAAAAUUCUGUUAACCAUCCAAAAUAAGUUACAUUUUAAGUCAUUAUCAAGCCAACAAGUUUGCUUUUAAAUGGAAGUAAGAGAAGACUCAGUACAAUAACACCAACUACAGAGGUUAUAAUUUGUAGGAAUUAAUUAUUUUUUAAUUUAAUUUUUUACAAAAAUAGUGAAGGGAUUAUUGUACAAUUUUUUAUGACUCAUGAAAAAUGCUUUAUUUUCGUUGUAGCCAUUGAACACUUUGGAUUUGUGCAUGUUUUCACAGGAGAAAACAUUGGCUUACAUAUUAAGCCGUUUAAACAGUUGUUAACUUGAUUUUGAUCAUUUAGACUCAGAAAAGACUAGUUUGCACAUUUAGAUUUGAUUUAGACUUUAGACAGUAACACAGUGAAGGAUACGACACCGUUAAUACUUCUAUUGCCAUAUUAACAAAAAUGUUAAUGGAUGCAGAUAUGGAUUUUGUUAUGUAUUGGUUUUGUUCAGCUUCAGACCACAAUUAUUUCUUUAAAUUUUGUUGCAAUUGUUUUAAAACCAAAGCUCGUUUUAUCUGCCUUGAAAAAUAUGCAUUCAUGUGAAUCAGAUAUUUUGCUAUGAAUUUCAUUAUUUUUGUUUUCCUUUAGACAUCAUGUAGUGCCUUGCCAAAAUAUUUAUAUCUCUUAAUAUGUUUCACUCUUGUAAAGUUACAACCACCAACAUCUUUUUUUUCCAUUUGGUCUCUAUGUUACAGGCUAAGAAGUAGCACAUAUUGUAAGCUUUGAAAAGAAGAAUAUCAAUACAUUGCAUACACAUUACAAAAAAAAAAAAGUCAUAUUCAUAUUUUGUUUCCCUUGGGUAAGGACUUUGCAAUUUGCAGGACGAUUGCACAAACUGCAAUUAGUGCUGCAAUUUUUUUAUGGCAUGCCUGUAACAGCUCCUGACAUUCUCAGACUAAUUUUGAAGUUCUUUUGGUUCAAUGUCCAUUAGAAUGGAUAAAAAAGUAUCUUUGAAAAGCAAUUUUUAACACUUUUGAAAAGCUAUUUGUAAGUCCUGACGCACUUUCUCAGUGGAAUUUAGGUCUACACAAUGGCCAUUCAAACACAUGAAUAUGCUUUGAUCAAACCAUUACAGCUCUGACUGAAUGUUCAGGAGCGCUGACUCUUCUGGACAAUGAAUCCCUCGGCUGUCCUGAAAUCCUUUGCAGCAUCUUAGCGUUGUCUUGCAGAAUAGCCAUGUACUUUUCCCCAUCCAGCUUCCACCCCAAAUGAACUCUGACCCUUUUCCAAGACCAUUCUAAGGGUCAUUUUCUUUUCAGCACAUUAAGCUUUUUUACUCUUAGAAAAAAUGUCCUCUUGCCAAAAUAAAAAUGUUUCCAAAUUUUCUGCAAUUCUUGCAUUGACAGUGAAGAACGAUUACCCAGGACCUUGAGGUAUUGUUUUUUUUGUUUUGUUUUUUAAACAUAACUCUGCUUCAAACUAUUCUCACAACUUUACUCCUAAUCUUUGUUUUUUUUCCCCUUUAAUUCUGUUUAUCUACUAAUUUUCUCUAAAAAUAAUGUUUGGUAAUCUUCAAAAGGUUGUUUCUAAACACCUUUCAUCUUGUUUUGGACUGUUUUCAUAGUAGGGAUAGUUAACAGAAUAAUGAAUAAUGUCUGAAGGCAAUUGCUUGCAUAAA